GGGAAAUCUGUUGAUUGUCGAGUGCCAAAUAAACAGGGAUGGAUAGGAAAAGGUCAAAGCCAUCAGGUGCACAAUUUAGAAAAAAAAGAAAAGCAGAAGAGGAGAAACGAGCAAAAGAUAAAGGGGCACUUCUAAAAUAUUUUGGAGCAUCCUCUGCCACUGGUCAGGAUGAGCCACCCACCUCCCCCGCUACACAGGCCUCUUCUGGAAUGGUCUCGACUCUUCAGGAUGAGCUACCAUCUAUGUCCUCAGCUACACAUACAGUAUGUCUUCACAAAUUUCUCCACAAAUAUCUGAUAUUGAGGAUGAAGUCAACUUUGCCUCUACUUCUCUCCAGCAUGAGCCUUCAGAAAUGCCUGGAGCUGAACCCCCACUGAGCCCCACUGCUGAGGAUGAGCCUCUGUCAACCGACCCUGCUAACAGGCCCUCACAUCUGACUGACAGGAUUCGGACUGAGCUGGUUCGCAGAGGACCAUGUAAGGUGCCACCUGGCUUUGUUUUCAGUAGGAAUGAGAGUGAUGGGAGAAGUUGCCACCACCAAUAUUUUAGGAAGAUAUUAGUAAGUGGUGAAAAGAUGGCAAGAAGUUGGCUGAUUUAUUCAGUGAAGAACAACAGCCUCUUUUGCUUCUGCUGCAAAUUGUUUUCCAAGAGGAACAUUAAUUUAACAAGUGCAGGAAUGGCAAAUUGGAAACAUGCGAGCGAUUACCUUACAUCACACGAAAACAGUCCAGAACACCUCAAUUGCAUAAAAGCAUGGAAAGAACAGUCAGUGAGGUUAAAAAGUGGGGAAACUAUUGAUAAGCUGGAGAUGGCACUUCUGGAGGCUGAGAGGGUAAGAUGGAGAGCAGUGCUGACACGUCUCACUGCUAUCGUGCAGUCACUGGCACUUCGAAAUUUGGCUCUAAGGGGACACACAGAAACACUGUUCACACCAUCAAAUGGGAAUUUUCUCAAAGAGGUCGAACUUAUGGCUAGGUUUGAUCCCAUUAUGAAAGAUCACCUUAACCGUGUCGAAAGAGGAACAGCAAAUCAAAACAGCUACCUAGGCCAUCAUGUGCAGAAUGAGCUGAUUGAUUUGUUGAGCAGCAAAAUCAUAUCUUCUAUAGUGGAUGACAUCAAGCAGGCAAAGUUUUUUUCUGUAAUUCUGGACUGCACCCCAGAUAUAAGUCACACAGAAAAGUUGUUAGUGGUCAUUAGAGUGGUGUCACUGAUGGAGAAGCCCCAUAUCAGGGAACAUUUUAUGGGAUUUUUGGAGGCAGAGGAGUCCACAGGCCAGCACUUGGAAUCCAUGAUCCUGACGAGACUUGAGGAGUUGGGAAUUCCUUUUGAAGACUGCAGAGGACAUUCAUAUGACAACGGGGCAAACAUGAAAGGCAAAAAUAAGGGAGUUCAAGCCAGGCUCUUAGAAAAGAAUCCACGAGCUCUGUUUGUGCCAUGUGGAGCGCAUACAUUGAAUUUAGUUGUGUGUGAUGCUGCUAAGGGAUCUGUUGAUGCUAUAAGUUACUUUGGUGUCCUGCAAAAGCUCUACACAUUAUUUUCAGCCUCCACCCAAAGAGGGCCAUACUGAAGAACCAUGUGAGCAUCACCUUAAAGAUGUGGGCAGAAACAAGGUGGGAGGGCAAGGUCAAGAGCGUCGAACCCAUGAGGUACCAGGGAGCUGCUGUGAAAGAGGCUUUAAUUGAGGUGAGAGACCACACCAAAGACCCUGCUAUAAAGGCUGAGGCCCAGUCUUUGUCUGAGGAGGUGGGGUCAUACCGCUUCAGCAUCUGCACGGUUGUUUAGUAUGACAUGUUAUCUGCAAUACAGCAUGCCAGCAAACUCAUGCAGUCUUCUAGUAUGGAUGUUGACCUAGCUGUGAGUCUUUUGAAGAAGACUGAGUGAGAUCUCCAGAGCUACAGGCCAAGUGGCUUUGUGACUGCACAGAUGGCGGCCAAAGACAUUUGUGAAGAGAUGAAUGUGGAGGCUGUUUUAAAACAAAAAAGGCUGAGGUCCACAAAGCGGCACUUCUCAUAUGAAUCACAUGAUGAGCCUUUCAGUGAUGCACUUAGGAAGUUGGAGGUUGGAUUCUUCAACGUUGUCGUUGAUGCAGCCAUGUCAGCCAUCAAGGAGAGAUUUUCCACAUUGGAAAAUGUGAGAAAGAAAUUCAGGGUUUUGACAAAUUUCCCAAGUCUUGCAGGUGAGGAGCUGGCAGAGCAAUGCGAGGCACUAUGCAGCACACUGCACUUUAAGGGGCACUCUGAUGUGGACAGUAGAGAGCUUGUGCAGGAAAUUAAGAACUUCCCUGAACUGCCAUCAAAGACCAUGAGCCUCCUUGAGCUUAUCACUUUUAUGCAUAAUAAGGAUCUAUCGGAGAUCUACCCCAAUUUUUGGACUGCUAUCAGGAUUGCACUUACUCUGCCAGUCACUGUGGCUCAAGCAGAGAGGAGCUUUUCAAAACUAAAUUGAUCAAGUCAUACCUGAGAUCAACCAUGUCCCAGGAACGGCUCACUGGCCUUGCCGUCAUCAGUAUCAAUCACUCAAUAGGGGAGCAGAUUUCAUACAUCAUUGAUGAUUUUGCAUCAAGGAAAGCCAGAAAAGUCAGGUUUUAGUUUUAGUUUGUGUUUUCUGUUCUUAGUGCAAUAGUGUAAUAAUUAGAUUCUCUUUAGUGUGUUUUCACAUUUGUGUGUAAUAUAUAAUAUAUAUAUUCUAUUCUAUAUUUUAUUUGUAUAUUAUUCUUAAUGUGUUAUAUUAUUGUUGCUCUCUGCACUUGUUACAUUUUUUAUAUAUCUGAUUGUAUAUAUGUUUGGCACAUUUAUGUAUAUAGUGUAUAUUUAAGUUCUGAUAACUGUCAUUGUUUGCCAAAAGACAGUGAACACAAUUCUGCACAAUGUCGGAUGUUAGGAAGGAUUUGUGUAAUUGAGAAAUAUAAAUUUAUCUUUAAGAGAAAUGUUGUUAUAAUAAAAUAUGACUGUUUGUGGAUAAUUUUGUGCAUGUGUGUGGCGCUCAAAGGUGGUCUCACCCAGGGUGCAAUUCAAUGUAGAACCGCCACUGUUUGCAACCUGAUAGGUUGGUAUACAAGAAGAGGUGUCCUUAGAUUUUUGAGCCAAGAGGAUUUUCAGUGGAUUAUUUAAAAUAGGGCCUACCAAUCUGUAAUUUAAAUAAUUACAUUAAACGAUUAUUGCAUGCCUGUGACAGAAACCUUUAUUAUUUUGUCAAUCAAAUCGGGUCACGUUCUGCCAUAGGCGACGUCACUAGGCUGCCUCCAAGUUUGUGCCCAGUGCG
This is a messenger RNA of Xyrauchen texanus (razorback sucker), 3261 nucleotides long. Its product is annotated as zinc finger MYM-type protein 1-like. The transcript is spliced from 3 exons. Bases 266 to 1567 code for a protein of 433 amino acids. The record is from RefSeq and is a predicted model, not a curated record. Lineage: Eukaryota; Metazoa; Chordata; Actinopteri; Cypriniformes; Catostomidae.